This is a messenger RNA of Clarias gariepinus (North African catfish), 1899 nucleotides long. RefSeq lists its product as uncharacterized. The transcript is spliced from 4 exons. The coding region runs from base 82 to 696 and encodes 204 amino acids. NCBI's taxonomy places the organism in Eukaryota, Metazoa, Chordata, Actinopteri, Siluriformes, Clariidae. The record is from RefSeq and is a predicted model, not a curated record.
CUUGACUGCUUGACGCUCCUCAGUCAGAAACACAGGAAAGCUGUUGAGCACUGAGUUGCUCGAGACUCAUCUCCCUUCAAAAUGGAUCAAGAAUCAAAACCACUAGCGUUCCACCAGAUAUUAUGCGGGCAAACUUUGAAUUUCCAUCAGGAGUUUCUAAAGCGUCUAAGGCGACGUCUACAGCUCACCGAAGCUAGUGCAGUAGAUCACUGUGAUUUCAUCAUUGCUUUUGUGCCUCUUGUGUCUCGAGCGGGAACGGACAUCCAGGCUGCUCUUCAGAAGAUCCCAACGGGUAAGCCAGUAGUUCUCGUCGCGCUCCACUUCACAUUUGACGAGAAUUACGUUGCUCCAGAGAGCCGUUGGAAUGUAAACAGGGAUGACGUGCUUGCUGUGGACGUGCUCUGUUACGAAGACAAGGGACUGCUCAGAUGCCUUCGCAAUGACCAGGCCCUGAAAACCGUCACUGACCAUCUGAUCUCUAUUGGAGGUUCACCCAGUUUCGAGCCUUUUGAAACACCCAGACCACAGAAAUCAUGGGGUUACCUGUCAUUCAUCAUCUUAAUCUUUUUUAUUUUUCUUAUAACAAUAGCGAUAGCUGUUGCUGCUUCCAUUUACGUAAGGACAUGGGAAAAUCACAUUGCAUCUACAAAGCCGCCUUACACUACCAACAUUACUGCAAACAAUACAUCUAAUUGAUUUCUGUACAUUUGCGGGUAAAUAAAUUUAAAACUGUCUCCUAUGGGACUAGUCUGAAAUGUAAUGUGCAAUAAUGAAAUAAUUUUAUAUAUUAACAGACAACUUUCUUGUACACACUUCUUGUUCAUUGUUGUUCUUAGCUUUAUAGACAUGGUUAAACGUAAUGUAAGGGAGAGUGGGGACAACUGCAACACUUUUUAUAUUUCCUUCAGUUACUCACCAUCAUUUUGCAAAUUCUUUAUAAUAAUUAUUUUUGGUUAUUUUUAUACCUUCCUCUUGCUUACCUCUUUGGUGACCUUAGACUAGCAGUUUUAGGUAUUCUCCAUCCAUCUAGGACCCUCUGUAGUCCAACUAUGGACCGUGGAGUCCAGUGGUGACCAUUGUAUUUAUUCCCAUUUGUAUGACCAUGGUAGGUCCUCUGGUCAACAUUCUCACGCACAUCCACACACUAAGCUAAUCUGCAUGUCUUUGGACUGUGGGAGGAAACCAGAAAACCCAGAGAAAACCCACUAUGCACAGAAAGAACAUGCAAACUCUAUAAACACAGACCUGACGCAGGACUCGAACCCAGGACCUAGAGGUGCAAGGCGACAGUGCUAACCACUGAGCCACAGUGCCACCUUUACGUAUUCUGCAAGGCUCUUUUUACGUUGUUCAGGGACGAGUCAGUCAGUCAGUCUAGCUUCUCUCUCUUUGUUGUGUGGCAAACUGCAAAAAUCUCAGCCACUAGCCAUACUGUCCUUCCAUUAUCCUAUCUGUUUUUCAUUUCCACUUUCAUGGCAGAAGCCGUUAUAGCUGCAAGGGCGGGGCCGACUCCAUAUUGAAGUAUAUGUGUAUUUAAAUACAAGGUCAUUCCAGAUACGGCCAAAUACUUUUGUCCAUGUAGUGUAUAUAAGAUUGUAGCUGUAUAUAAUGGCCUUAUGAUUUAUGUUUUUGUCUUUAAUCAGCAAUAUUUUAUACACAAAUGCUCAAAUGAAUUGUGCACUUUGGAACUGUAUUCAUGUAAUCAAAAUAUUUAAUAAAAUGUAUAUAAUAUUGUCAGCAUCUCUGCGUAAACAGGUAAUUCUCAAAAUACGAAUGAGAAAAUAUUACUGGAUUUUUCUUUUGUAGUAAGUCACAUUGUUAUUUGCAUAUCUGCUACUGGCUUAGAAUACAAAAAUACAGUUGGUAGUAAUAUAGACGUACAGAGCUUUUCUGGUGACA